AUGCUUCCUCCCAAUCUGCAAGGCGCGCCCAACCUAGAUGAGUUCCCUCCUCACUUUCCUCUUAGCAUCUCUUGUGCUCAUCGGAGCUGUGCGCAUAGUCACCGAUGUCUCCGGCUCAACCGGCGCAUGGAUCCAUGAGAUUCAUCAUUGGUUGUUUUCGCCGGUUUUUUACAAUCAUUUCGACGAGGAUUUUGCCAAUGCUUUUAGGAACGGAUGCAAUCUCUUUGAUGGGAAGUGGGCAUUGGAAGAAGAUGGUUCUCGGCCACUCUACACUGAAGAUAGCUGCCCUUACUUGACACAGCCGGUUACUUGCCAGAGAAACGGGCGGCCAGAUUCAACGUAUCAGAGAUGGAAGUGGGAGCCUCGUGAAUGCAAAUUGCCAAGGUUUGAUGCUUUGAUGCUAUUAAGGAGUUUGAGGAAUAAAAGGCUAAUGUUUAUUGGGGACUCUCUUCAGAGAACUCAGUGGGAGUCCAUGGUUUGCCUUCUUCAAUCUGUGGUGCCGGAUAGGAGGAAGUCCGUGUACAAGGAUCCUCCUAGAAGAAUAUUUUUUGUGGAGGAUUACAAUGCCACAGUUGAGUUCUAUUGGGCUCCUUUCAUUGUUGAGUCCAACAGCGAUCACGCCACAAAACACACUGUGCAGAAGAGGCAAGUGAGGUUGGAUUCAGUCGACAAGCAUAGCAAGAAGUGGGAAGGAGUAGACAUCUUGGUGUUUGAGAGCUACGUGUGGUGGAUGUACAAGCCUCUCAUUAAUGCAACGUUUGGAUCUUCUGACGUAAAAGAGUACAAUAUAUUUGACGCCUACAAAUUGGCACUAAAGACAUGGGCUAAUUGGCUUGAAUCCACAUUCAACCCCCAACUCCAGAAAGCUUUCUUCAUGAGUUUAUCACCAACACAUCUUUGGAGUUGGGAAUGGAGACCAGGAAGCAAAGAGAAUUGUUUCAACGAAACAUAUCCAAUACAAAGACCGUUUUGGGGCGCAGGAUCAAGUCUUGAGAUGGCAGGGACAUUGAAAGAUACGUUGCAAGGAAUGAAGGCGAAGGUGACACUUCUCAACAUUACACAGUUGUCUGAGUACAGGAAAGAUGGGCAUACGUCUGUUUAUACAGAGAGAAGAGGGAAGUUGUUGACAAGCAAGGAGAAGUCCCAACCGGAUAUUUACGCUGACUGUAUCCAUUGGUGUUUGCCUGGCGUCCCAGAUACAUGGAACGAGAUUUUGUAUGCUUAUUUGGUAUAUGAAAACUGAUGCAGAACAGCUAAUGAUCUAAAUCCUACAGAAGAUUUGAUUAGAGUUUUAUUAUUAGUUUUGAUUUGUUAGAGAUAAAGAUAAUUUUUCAAGUUAGUUAGGAUAUUCUAUUUCCAGAUUUUAAAAGACUUUUCUAUUGAGGCUUAAGUUGUCUAGAUUUAUUAUAAAAGCCUCUUGCUUUCUUCUUGUAUGGAAGGAUAUGGUCAAUAAAAGGAAAAUGGCAAUUCUUUUA
This is a messenger RNA of Asparagus officinalis (garden asparagus), 1475 nucleotides long. Its product is annotated as protein trichome birefringence-like 31. Bases 38 to 1243 code for a protein of 401 amino acids. Gene Ontology annotation, cellular component: Golgi apparatus. NCBI's taxonomy places the organism in Eukaryota, Viridiplantae, Streptophyta, Magnoliopsida, Asparagales, Asparagaceae. Gene Ontology annotation, molecular function: O-acetyltransferase activity. The transcript is spliced from 5 exons. The record is from RefSeq and is a predicted model, not a curated record.